Molecule: messenger RNA, 6512 nt
Organism: Homalodisca vitripennis (glassy-winged sharpshooter)
Lineage: Eukaryota; Metazoa; Arthropoda; Insecta; Hemiptera; Cicadellidae
Product: general transcriptional corepressor trfA-like
Exons: 10
Coding region: 95-3958 (1287 amino acids)
Cellular component (GO): nucleus
Source: RefSeq, a predicted model, not a curated record
CGCGAGCCAAUAGUAGAUUUGCUUUGAGAUGUCUUUAAAACUGCAAUGCUCGUGUUCUUGUUUAGUUUAGUUUUCUUAUCUCCUAUGAAGUAACAUGGAAACUGAAGUGAACACCAAAACCGUGUCAGUAUCCGUGGAUCAUAGUGAUAGUGUUCUUAAUGUGAACGAAAUGUCAGUUCAGUGUAAAAAUACAUGCAAGAAUGAUAAUCCUCUCUCGCUUCAUUCAACAAUCACAGUGUACGAGGACGACAUUAUUGGUUAUUCUGAUCUAUCAUCAAGUGGAGUGGUUAUCCAAUCUCAAACAUCUAAUUCAAAAACCAACAACCCAGAAUCUGCAAUCAGUGUUAAUUUUCCAAAUAAAAGUGCUAGUGUACAACAUCCUGAUACCUCUAAAGGUGAUCAGAGUUGUGUAGAUCCCUCCAAACGCAAGAGGAUGCAUCAUGAUUAUAAGAAACUAUCAAAAUCUGGUUAUGUUGAAGAUAAGAAGUGGUAUACACAUUCUUCAUCAAAACAAUCAGAUGGUUCUGUAACUCACAGGCCAUCCAAGACAUUCUCAGUAAUUGAUUACAAAACUUCUGAUCAGGAAAACAAAUGUGAUUCUCAAGAACACAAGAUCAUAAAGAUAACGAAAGUAAAGAGAGGUCACAGGGAAAGAGAUAAAGAUGAAGUUACUUCAGAUUCACCUCACAAAAAGAUGAAGGAGAGUUCAGUUACAUCUCUCAACUCAGAAGAUGAAAAACCAAAACCAAAUUUAAGUGCUCUUGUAAGACCAUUUUGGGUGAGCUCUGACGGUGGGGAGUGCAUAAGAUCUCUCGACAGCGUCGCUGCUUCGAGCCAUACCAAGAUUAAAUUAAACGAUAACAGAGAAAAGUUUGAGCAAAAGGAAAAAAGUAAUGAACAUGUGCCGCUGUCAGUUGAAGUUAAACAUGUAGAAAGCAAGGAUAAACCAAAUGGAGGUAUAGAAAAUCCAGAUGAAGUCAAAUGUAGUGAAAAUGAAAAGUUCAUUGAAGGGAGAGAAAAACCAAGUGAAAUUAGUGAUAAGUUAAUUGAAAGUAAGAUUAAAACAGUCGAAUACAGGGAUAAACGGUUUGAACAUAGAGGAAAGCAGGAUGAAUUCAAGAGUAAAUCAGAAAGUAGAGAAAAAUCAGAUGGAAGAAAGAAUAAAUCAGAUAAAAGUAGGGGAGAUUUAGAUGAAAUCAAAGGCAAACCAGAUGACCACAGGGGCAAGACAGAUGAUAUCAGAGGCAAGCUAGAUGAAAGCAGGAGCAAGCCAGAUGAGAGCAAGGGUAAGCCAGAUGAGAGCAGAGGCAAGCCAGAUGAGAGCAGGAGCAAGUCAGAUGAGAGCAGGAGCAAGCCAGAUGAUAGCAGAGGCAAGUCAGAUGAUAGCAGGAGCAAGCCAGAUGAUAGCAGAGGCAAGACAGAUGAUAUCAGAGGCAAGCUAGAUGAAAGCAGGAGCAAGCCAGAUGAGAGCAGGGGUAAGCCAGAUGAGAGCAGGAGCAAGCCAGAUGAGAGCAGAGGCAAGCCAGAUGAGAGCAGAGGCAAGCCAGAUGAGAGCAGGAGCAAGUCAGAUGAGAGCAGGAGCAAGCCAGAUGAUAGCAGAGGCAAGUCAGAUGAUAGCAGGAGCAAGCCAGAUGAUAGCAGAGGCAAGUCAGAUGAUAGCAGAGGUAAGCUAGAUGAAAAGAAGAGUAAACCAGAUGAAAAUCAUGAGAAAGCAAAUGAAAGUAGAGCACAUUUGAGUAGUGAAAAAUGUAGUGAAUCCAGAGAUAAAGAAAAUGGUACUAAUAAAAAUAAGCAAACUGAACAAAAGUUAAAACAGAUAAAAGAUAAACCCAAAGAAUGUUUAUCUGUCAACAUUAAAACUGGAAACCAAAAUAUUUCUGGCGAUAUUGCUCCUUCCGAAAGUCCAAGGGACAGUGCUAAAUUGGAUAAGAUUGUCAUAAGAAUGGUACAAAAGCAAUCUCAUAGUACAUCAGAAAAACAACAGUUUAACCUUAAAGUCGAUUCUGCCACUUCUAAAACAUCGGUGAUAAAGUUGACGUCUAGUAAGCCAAACAUCGUAAUGGUGUCGAAGUCUUCGAAUGAAUCUGUAUCAACAGAGAAAGAAUCAAAAACCGAAAUUGUUCAACCUGUGAUACCGAGUGCUUUCGAGUCGAAUUUAAUGCAGAUGUACUCCUCCGUUAGGGCAUUGAAGGAGGCAGGGAGGCCUGUGGCGAACACUGUGAGGGAAGAAAAAGCUUCAGAGACAGUCAGAGCAGAACCCAGACGAAGCGAGAGUUCUAAGCAUCACAGCAGUAGCAGCAGCCGCAGCAAAAGUGAAUCGAGCCACCGUGACCGUGAGAGGCAUCGUGAGCGUGAACGUGACCGUGAGCGGGACAGAGACCAUCAUCGUGACCGGUCUUACAAGCAUUCCUGCUCCCGUUGUCACAAGCGUAGUAAAAUCAAAAGGGCGAGCAUAGGUGUUCAGUGCCGCAGAGAUAAAACGUUUGAAAAGUUUGUUUCUAAAAACGGGAAAUCAGACAAGAAUAUGCCGAUGCCGAGGCCGGUUCCUCUCUCUGAGGAAUCUUUGAAAUAUGGACAUUUGAUCCGUGUGGAAACUUAUCCGAAUGGAGGUGCUUCUGUUGUCCAUUUGUACCAAGAUGAAAUACAGAAUCUUUCCUCAACUGAAAUGGAUGAACUUGUCACUGAAUACUUUAAAAUUGUGUUCGGAGAGGACCAUAACGGGAAUGCCCACCAUGUGAUGGGUAUAGUGCAUGAUGCUGCGCGAUAUCUCCCAGAUCUACUGGACUACAUGGCCGAGCACUAUCCCAACCUAACUGUCAAGAACGGAGUGCUUGGCCGUGGCUCGGACAUCGAGACAACCACCAUGGCUCAAUACAAAGAUCAGGUGUUCCGGCACUAUGCCAAUGGUACUGUGCGUCACGGUCCACUUCAUCAGAUCAGUCUUGUCGGGACUGUCCAUGAGGAAGUGGGUGGAUUCUUCCCAGACUUACUGGCCCGACUGGAAGCCAAUCCCUUCCUCAAAGAGACAAUGCCCUGGGGCCCUCUAUCCGUUGUGCAGAUGGAAACCCCACAAGAGUCCAAUGACGGACCUAUAUUGUGGAUCAGACCCGGAGAACAGCUUGUUCCCACUGCGGAGAUUGGCAAAUCGCCAAUGAAACGUAAAAGGACUGGUAUCAACGAGUUGCGGAACUUGCAGUACCUGCCACGUCUGUCCGAGGCCCGUGAGUACAUGUUCGAGGAUCGCACCAAGGCCCACGCCGAUCAUGUCGGCCAUGGCCUUGACCGUAUGACCACAGCUGCUGUUGGUAUCUUAAAAGCAGUCAAUGGUGGAGAAGAAUAUGAUUACAACAGAAUAACCAAGGACGUGGUUGCAUUCUAUGCUGGAGAUUUUCAUGAACUCGUGGAAAAAUUACAGUUGGACCUACACGAGCCUCCCAUAUCACAGUGUGUGCAGUGGAUUGAAGACGCCAAGCUGAACCAGUUGCGCAGGGAAGGCAUUCGUUACGCUCGUAUUCAGCUUUGUGACAAUGACAUCUACUUUCUGCCCAGAAACAUCAUCCAUCAGUUCCGUACUGUGUCUGCGGUGACCAGCAUUGCUUGGCACGUCCGCCUGAAGCAAUACUAUGACUCAUCGUCCGAGGGAGUGAAACACUCGAGGGUGGUGACUGGACUGACCACGCAACAGUUGUACAAGGAGAAAACGUUGCCGGGAACCGUGGAACACAGGCGCAAGGACAGGAAACGUUCACAUCACUCCAUCAAACCGGUAGUCUUCAUAAAAAGAGAACUUUCCGAGGAGGACAACGUGGAAAAGGAUCAGGACCAGAGUAAUGCCCAGCAGGCUCAGGACGAAGAGAUGACUUCUAAGGAAACCGAAGAUUACGGUUUGAGCACCCCUCAACAAACCACUGAUACCGAUGCAGGAUUCACGGAUGUUAAAAAAGAGAUUAUUUUCUAAUAGCGAAAUGUAAAAUGUUGGUGUCUUAGAGCUGUUUGGGUCUUAGUGUAGGGGCAGGAACUCUGCCCUUAGCUGUCUAUAACUUUCAGUUUGUAUACGCUAUCACAGUUUCACUGUAUUCAUAAGAGUGUUAUGAAGUUAUCACUAUCGUUUGUAGUGUUUAUUUAUUAUGAUUUUUUUACAUAGCUAAUUAUUGUUAGUUGUUAUACGUUUAAUUUAAGACAACACAUUGUUUUACUAUCACCUUGGCAUCGAGUUUUUCAAUAACAGAAGAGUUUUAAAUAAAUGCAAGAUUAUUCAGUCAGGGAUAAGUGAAUCAUUGCUUGAAUUCAAGUUUCUGAAUUCUUUUUGUCAGUGUUAGUAAUUCAUUAUACAAUUCACGUGUUACAGAUUUAAGUUAAUACUCAGAACAGAAUUAUACUCAUUUUUUAUUUUUAAAUAACUUUUUUGUAUGUUUUACAUAGUAGCUUAGCAAAUAAUAGGGAUGGAUCAGUUCCGAUUCUUAAUACUCCAGGUUCUUGGUAGUACCAAGCAGUUAAAAUCCGUUACAACAAAAUUCAGUUUCUGUAUGACAUAUCACGACUUAAGUCAAACUGAGAUCAAGAUAUCAAUGCAGUAUCGUGUAUAGGAUUUUUUAAAAUGUAUAUUAUAUUGCUUACCAGCUGUCUGAUAUGGUACGAUUGUUAUCAAUGACGAAAGAUUGUUUCAGCAUUAAAUUUCGAUCAAGACUAGUGUCGGCAAACAAAGGGUUAAAAUCGGAAUUGUUUGUGGAGUUUCGUGCACUAAAGGAGACUCAAUCUGGAAACAACUGUUCAAGAGGAAACUUUGUGAUUGAUCUGAAAUUGAAGCAACUGCUCGUUUUAGAACUUAAUAUUUAACUGAAUCAUAUGCAGUUUGACAAUUGUCACUGAUUUUAAAAGUUAAAUUCAUACCAUAAUCAAAUAUAAAACAUACAGGGUAGUGUAAGAGUGCCAUAAGAGGUUACUCUAACAGACCUGCCUGAAAUUGGAAAGAAAUUUGUUAUGAUACAAAUUCAAAAGCUUAAUGCUCUGAUUGAAUCCCAAAUGGUUUGUUAUUUGUACUUAUAUCAUAUUAUCAUAUGUUAUAAUUAUUAUAUUAUUAUUUAUUAUUAUUAUUAUUAUUUAUUUUUUAAUAUUAAUUUAAUUUUUAUUGUUUGUAAUUUUAAUUUUUAUAUUUAAUUUUGUUUAUUUGAAAUUAAAAUCAGGAUAAUUUACUACACACUGAACUGAAGUAGAAUUGUGUGGAACAUGUGAGCCGUUAGGGAUUUAUAAAAUGAAAGUAAGUCAGAAGUCUAAUAUACACUGAUACGGUUGAUGUUUAAAAAGGAUCAGAUUUUUGUACUGGUGCCAGAACCAAGCGUUACUGAAAAUAAGGAACUGACCAUCCUUACAAGUAUAAGUAACGUUAAGUAUUAAAAUUCAAUAUGAAGUCAUAUACUUUAACAUGUAAUUAAUUAUGAGGGUCAUUUAUAAAAUAAAGAAAGUUAGAACAUGAUGCCACCCACAGUGCUUAAACCACCUUCACAAGGAAAGGUGAAAUCCGUGGCUUAUGCAGAGUUUAUCUCAUAGCUUCAGGGUAAGCUGCAAAACUUGCAUAAAUUUUGUCCAUUACGGCUUAAAAACUACGUUUGAGCAUAAGUCUUGACUCAUGAAUUAAAAACUAAUAAUAUAUUGAUUUCUUGAUUGUUAGUGCAAAUUACUUAGGAUUAAAUUAUUUUAAGAUGAUUGUCCUCAAAUUAAUUAGUUAUUUUUACUUUUUCAAUUAAACAAACGUAAUUGAUACAACUGUUAUUGCUUUUCCAAAGUCUGGUAGAGAAUCAGAUUAAAAUGACAUUGAUAAACUUGUGCCUUUUUACUAUACACACUGAAUGUCCACAAAGACCUCCAGGAAUUUGAUGUUAAACAUUUUAAUCUAAUUCAAAUUUGGAUUUAUUUUUUAUUUAUUUUAAAAAGGUAAUAUUGCCAAUUUUUUCUUUGAAAUACAUUUCAUGUUGUUUAACAAGAAGUGAUUACAUCCUAAGGUCAAAACAGCUGAUAGAUAACUUACGACUACCCAAAUAGAGAACUGACAAUUUACAUACUACAGGUACAAUAAACACUGAAUUCAUAUUGGAUCUUAUAAAUUAUUUCUUUUUUCUCUUGAAGACUCUGUAGGUACAGUGGACUUUAUCCUCUAAGGGGAUGCUAUGAUCUAUCUCAACCUACUUACCUGUAUCCUUGGCAGAUUCAUGGGAGCCAUGAUCCAUUGUAAGAUUUUGAAAAAAGUAAUCAUGCUAAAGGGAGUGGAGGGAGGGACUCAUCUCAGGUUUAAGUUAGUAGUGUUUAGGACCUAAACAUGCAAACCAAUGGAUAACAAACUCAAGAAAUCCUCCAGAACUAAUUUUAAACUGCCCUCCAAAAAGCCUAUUUUGGGAGGAUGGUUCGCUUUUGUUUCAUAGAGGGAUGUCGUGUGAGUUUCAUUUUUCUAUGUUCGUCUAUUGAAGGUUGAGGACUCAUCUGUGCUCUUAACUUAAAUAAUUUCAAUGAGCCGCCAU